Messenger RNA from Uranotaenia lowii, 1875 nucleotides. RefSeq lists its product as uncharacterized. Lineage: Eukaryota; Metazoa; Arthropoda; Insecta; Diptera; Culicidae. Bases 458 to 1231 code for a protein of 257 amino acids. The transcript has 3 exons. The record is from RefSeq and is a predicted model, not a curated record.
CGACUUUGACGACGAAAUCUUGGCACAACUCUGCUUCUGUUGCUGCUGGUCUCGCAAUUCAAGAUUUCGGGGGGCAAACUUCCCAAAACCGAACUACCAACAGCCGGUCGGCAUCAUAUUUCCCGUAGACGUCGUCGUGCGCGUGCCGUGACGUUCCGUGUGUGGUAUGCGAUAGGGAUCUGGAUUUUUACGAGUGUUUUUGUUUCAUAUUUUGACCGUUUUUUGGGACUGUGGCUAACAACUAUUGAAUGAAACCAGGCCACCGACCAGAGGUUAAGAGGACACCGGAUCGGAUGGUUGGUCAGUUGAAGUGUUAACUUGAUCUUCGAGCACCCAGGGGGGCUGUUUUUCAAAUAACGUUGUUUUUUGUGCUCAAAAAGUGGCCAUAGCGAUAAGUUGUGGGAGAUUUGGAUCCAUUGAUACAGUGUUCUAGUGUCCUAAGUUCAAUGCAAUCACAAUGUUCCGAUACAAAGAAAGCACAAUGAAUGUUUAUCAACUGGCAAGGUGUGCAGAAUUUCUUCUGAUCUUCGUACUCGCGACCGUUCAUGCGGUUCCCACCGGAUCCCAGCGAGUCCAAUCGCGACAUCUAGAUCUGGAUCGAAUGCAUUACGAGCAGUCGCAAUUUUCUCCCAGCCCCAGUGAAAUUUUGCGAAACAAACGAACCUGGCAAUUGCAGCAGAUUACGCCACCCGGAAGAGUUCGCGUCAACGAUCAGCUGCGAACGGCCUUCCAGGAAAUGGAAAGUGGUGAACUGCCCCAGGAACAGGACUCCAGCUACGUCGAAUCCCGGCAGUUCUACCCAGUUGCGGUUGCGGAAAGUCGCUCCUUGCAGAUUCAACCCGGCGAGGAUGAGGACAUUCAAGGAGUAGAUAACAACGAAAACGGAUUUAUCAGUUUGCUGGCCCGAGCGGCACGAUCCAAGGAUAUGGAGGAUUACUUCUACAAAUAUGCCAUCGACAGCGAUAUUUCCGCUUCGAUGGAAGACGACGACGAACACAACGACGCCAUCGACGAAGACGGCGAAGCCCGGUUCAAAAAGAAGAAAAAGUUUCACCUGAAGCACAAAUAUAAGAAGUUCCUGCUACCAUUGCUGUUGGCCUACAAGCUCAAGUUCAUGAUGCUCUUCCCGGCCAUCAUUGGAGGCCUGGUGUUACUAGUUAAGGCCGCCGGAUUGGCUGGGUUCUUCUUUGCGCUUUUCGCGUCAGUUGUGAGCCUACAAAAGUCCCACUAAGCUGCCGAGUGAUGCCAUAUGAAUGGGUGCUACUUCAAUCUACUACCUACUGCUGGACGGAAUGAGAGAUACGGUUAAUUUUUGUCGUUUUUUGGAGCUUGGUAUGACAGUGCACUUUUCGCAGGAAAGUCGGAGAGUUUUUUGAGUGGGAAUGUAUGAGCGAUCUUCGGGCAUCGCCGAGUAAGAGGUAGCACGAGCGCCGAACAUUUAUGUUAGCAGCAGACAUCCAAAAGGCCGCGCGGAAUGUAGUAAGUAGAGAAAAAAAACUAAGCCUGGCUAGCCAGCGUGAAAUUGGGCGACCUUGAUUGGAGCAGAGAUCAUUAUUGUGUACAUUUGAUCCAUUGGCGCAGGAGGGAAAAAAAAAGAAAACAACGAUAACGAUCACUAAAGCGGCUCAAACACAAAUCACUGGAAUUGAGAUUCCAAAUCGUUGGCUCUCCGAUCUGUAUUGUGUUCAUCUAUAUUUUGUUUUGUUUCGCGAGUUGACUCAAGAGUUUAUCACAUGAACCAUGUGAAUCGCCCAUAAUGUUAAAUGAAAUACCCUUAGGUCAUAAUUGUUGCCAGUUAUUUGCUCUAUUAUAAGUUAUUUAUUUUCAAAAUGUUACGCAACAAUGGAAAGAGAAACCUGAAAAAGACCAUAUUAA